UUCGUCUUUAGGACCGCCUCUCGCUGUUGGUGUUCUUCUCUGACGCCUAGAAGGCGGUCAGCUUAAAAAGGAAGACAGCGAGAGAGGGAGACAUACUCUCACUCUCGGGCUUUGAGGGGUCGCUUUUUGUUAUUUCUUCCUCUUCCUCCGGGAAUUGCGGCUUCUUCAGGGUGGCUUUGCAGGGCUCCGUUCAGAACCGGCAUCACGUGUUCGUUUUCGGUUCCAAGAAGAAGCGCCUCAGACGCAAUUUGUGCCGUCCCCCCACUCCCGGUUAUCUCAACCAGGCGAACGAAGAUAUUUAAAUAUAUAGAGCGCGAUAAGCAGACAGUUUAGAGUUUAGAGCUUGUUUAGAGAGCUUCCUCGGCCCAGUAGCUGAUUGAACCAGUUUACCCAGGACAGUCCUUUAGGCUAAUUGGCUGGUAACUGGCUCCAGAGAAAUCGCUUCUAAAAAGUCGUAUGUGGCUUGCUGGUCCUGCCGACUGUGAAGUGUUGGCAUAGAAAAAACGAGCAGGUGAAGCCCUGGAGGUUCAUUGUUUUGAAGGGAAGAGUAUUGAUCCUAAUACAACGUGACGCUUUUUGGAUGGCUUUGGAGAACGUGUGUGAGAGAGGGAAAACAAAGACUUUAUAGCAAAUGGGACUGUUCAUGAGAAGGUGGGAAAAGUAGCCUUUGAGCUGCUGCUAAGGAUCAUCUUUGUUCGUCCAUAACUGUCCUGAUACAAUAUGUCUCAAGAAAGUGAACAUGGAAAAUGGACAGUGUCUAGUAGUGAUGAGAGUGCAGAUGAGCAAGCUGAGGGUGGAAAGCCUUCCACUUCUUUGCUGCAGCAAACCGGUCGAGACAAGGGUAGUGGGCCCCAUUACUCUUGCUCUGAGGCUAGGAAAGCUGCUUACAAGAGAAAACCUUCCUCUCUGAAACGUAAUAAUGAAGGUUUAACAUGUGAGAUGGCUCCAGCUCAAAAACAGAAGCCUUCUCAGGAAGGUUUAGGCUGGUGCCUUUCAAGUAGUGAUGAUGAGGCUGCUCCCAAAGCGCAAAGAGGGAAAGGAGGUGCCACAGCUAGUACCAGACAGGAAGAGGGUUGUGGUGCUAAGGAGCCAGCAUCAAAUCAUAAACUUCCCCUGAGUCACAAAUCUACAGAGUCAUCUGACAGAGUACAGGAUGCUUGGGAUCUGCUGAAUGGAGGGAACCCUUUCAGAUUCUUCCUCGCUAAAGUCAAAGGAAUUAAGUCAGAGUACAAUUCUGGAGCUCUCCACAUAAAAGAUAUUUUGUCUCCUCUGUUUGGGACUCUUGUAUCUUCUGCUCAGUUUAACUAUUGUAUAGAUGUGGAGUGGCUUGUUAAACAGUAUCCAAAGGAAUUCAGGGACAAACCUUUGUUAAUAGUCCAUGGAGAGAAGCGAGAAUCCAAGGCUGAGCUACAUGAACAAGCACAUCCUUAUAAAAAUGUCCGCUUGUGCCAGGCGAAAUUGGAUAUUGCCUUUGGAACCCAUCACACGAAAAUGAUGUUGCUGUAUUAUGAAGAAGGCCUUCGAGUGGUGAUACAUACAUCCAACCUUAUUGAUGAUGAUUGGUACCAGAAAACACAAGGAAUAUGGCUAAGUCCUUUGUAUCCAAAACUACCACCUGGAGCUGCUGAGUCUGCUGGUGAAUCUCAUACCAAUUUUAAAUCUGACCUAAUAAGCUAUUUGAUGUCUUACAAUUCUCCUACUCUCAGUGAAUGGGUUGAAAUAAUCAAGCAACAUGAUCUUUCAGAGACAAGAGUAUAUCUUCUUGGUUCAACUCCAGGUCGAUACCAAAGCAGUGAAAAAGAGAAAUGGGGUCAUCUUAGACUUAGAAAGCUUUUGAAAGAGCAUGCAACACAAGUACCUGAUCAGGAUUCUUGGCCUGUAAUAGGACAGUUCUCCAGCAUUGGAUCUUUGGGAGCUGAUCAAUCCAAAUGGCUAUUUUCAGAAUUUAGAGACAGUUUCAUCUCUCUGGGAAACAGGGCAAAGACUCUGACAAAUCAUGAUGUUCCUAUUCAUCUGGUUUACCCAACUGUGGACAAUGUGAGACAGAGUUUAGAAGGUUACCCAGCUGGAGGCUCUCUUCCAUACAGUAUACAAACAGCACAGAAACAGCUUUGGCUGCACUCUUACUUCCACAAAUGGUCAGCAGAAACCUCAGGUCGUAGCCAUGCGAUGCCACAUAUUAAGACUUAUAUGAGAGCAUCUCCAGAUUUCCAGAAGAUUGCAUGGUUUCUGGUUACAAGUGCAAAUCUUUCCAAGGCUGCUUGGGGAGCUUUUGAGAAAAAUGGCGCCCAGCUGAUGAUCCGAUCAUAUGAGCUAGGAGUCCUCUUCCUGCCAUCGGAAUUUGGUUUGGAUCUGGGCUACUUUCAAGUGAAGGAAAACAUGCUUUCUGAUGAGCCAGUACUGUCAUUUCCUGUACCUUAUGAUCUGCCCCCAGAGAAGUAUGAAAGCAAAGAUCACCCAUGGAUUUGGAAUAUUCCCUACACCAGAGCGCCUGAUACACAUGGAAACAUGUGGGUCCCUAAAUGAACAGCCCAAGUUUACUCUGAAAUUUCAGCAUCUUUAUUUCUGAGCCCACUCAUGUUCCUGUGAGAUCUGCUGGUUUUAAUACAGUUGUACAGAGAGUAUAAACCUGUUCCUAUAAAAUAAAGUACAUUCUUUAGACUGAAAACAUUUUUAGAGAAAAUAACUACCAUGUAGCUUAACUGUUAAAGCUUAUGAUAAUACAGUGCCUUUUAAAUUGCCUAUGUAAACUUGAUUACUCUAUUUUGAAAUGACCAUGUGAAUUAUGUCAGAUGGCUAUCUUUGUACUUUAGCUUGAAUAUUUUCAACCCUGUUCUGUUUUUUCUUGGAAACAGUGGCCCUGAUGAAGGAAAAAGUUGUAUAGAAUUGAAAUAAAGUGAAUAAAAGUUAUUGAUUACUUAAGUCAUUGAAUUAUGA
Messenger RNA from Rhineura floridana, 2937 nucleotides. RefSeq names its product tyrosyl-DNA phosphodiesterase 1 (gene TDP1). Bases 721 to 2526 code for a protein of 601 amino acids. The transcript has 15 exons. Gene Ontology annotation, biological process: single strand break repair; double-strand break repair. Gene Ontology annotation, cellular component: nucleus. NCBI's taxonomy places the organism in Eukaryota, Metazoa, Chordata, Lepidosauria, Squamata, Rhineuridae. The record is from RefSeq and is a predicted model, not a curated record. Gene Ontology annotation, molecular function: single-stranded DNA binding; 3'-tyrosyl-DNA phosphodiesterase activity; double-stranded DNA binding.